AUGGUUGAUGGUGAUGAGGAUCCUCUUUGCCCAACGUACUCUUUUCCAAAAGCCUUGCAUUUAGAAGGUUGCAGACCUUGGAGACAGGCAGUGAUUGUUAAACUUCUGGGGAAGAAAGUUGGAGUUAGAUUCUUACUCAAUCGUUUACUGAGAAUGUGGAAUAUCUCAAGCACAUAUGAGUUCAUUGGUCUGGAGAAUGACUACUUUUUGUUCCGAUUUUCAAAUAAGAAUGAUUACUCUCAUGUUUUGGAGGAUGGUCCUUGGAUCAUAGCUGAUCAUUAUGUGGUAGUUCAACGGUGGCGUCCAUUUUUUAAUCCUUAUGAUGAUGAGAUCAGAAAGCUGGCAGUUUGGAUUCGUAUUCCAGGACUUCCUAUUGAAUUCUAUACCUCUCAUCAUUUGUGGAAUAUAGGUAGUAUUUUUGGUCGCACAUUAAAGAUUGAUAGGAACUCUAUCAGGAGUUGUGAUUCUGGUGAAGGUGAUAUUACAGAGAGAGCAAAGUUUGCUAGAAUUUGUGUCGACGUUGAUAUUAGGAAAGGCUUUUUGCCCAAAUUCCGUAUUGUUGAUCGUAUCUUCCACGUUGGAUAUGAGGGUCUCCACUUAGUUUGUUUUGCUUGUGGAAAGUAUGGGCAUAGAAGGGAUCAGUGUUCCCAUAGUAAUCUUCAACAAGAUAUUACGGCUUAUUCUUCUGAAGUUUCUGACUCGGUGGUGCAUAAGCAGCCGGAAAAAGAUUCUAUUUCGGCGAAGGAGGAACCGUUUGGGAAUUGGAUGCUGGUGCAGCCGUUACGUAAUAAGGCAGUUUCCAAUUCUCAUCCUAAUCACAGACAGGUCAUUCAAUCAGGUUCAAGAUUUCAAGCUAUUGCUGAGUUGGCUCAAAAGGAUAAUAAUAUCUUAAUUAUUUCUGAUUCUCCAGUGAUUGAUUCAAUCAGCAUUGAAUCUGGUCUGACACAAAUUAAUCAUGGGGAAUUAAUUGCUCAUAAUGAAGAACCGUUGGUGAAAAAGGAUAUUCAAAUGGAAACAGUUUCUCCAUCUGCUAACCUAUCAGCGGGCAAGUCGAGAAAAGAGGUCCAAAGUCAAGGAGUAAAAUUCAAAGAGAACCAAAAGAAGAAAGCAACUGCAUCAUCUGCUAAAGUUCAUCAGCUGGUCCAGAAUGCUAAUAUUAGCAAAGGCAGAUUAAAUGCUUCAAAAGGUGCAGAAUCUCAAAAGAAUAAUUUUAAACUUGAUUCUCAGAAGAAUAUGUCGGAGGAUUUCCAAGAUAGACAAAUUGUCUUGCACCCUUCUUUAUCUAAAUUCCAGAGGAAGACGUCUCAUGUGGUUAAUGAUCAGCAAGAGACUCUUCCUUCUUCUAGUGGCUUGGAUAAUGGAGGUAAACAUGGAAGACCACCAGAUGCUCUUACGUUAAUGAGGAAUUUUUAUCAAACUCACAAGGAUUCUAUCCCUUUGGAUAAUUUGGACGUUUUGGGUGCGACUUCGAGGGGCUGGAAAAGGAGUUUUCCGCCUCUGAUUCGGGAUCUUUCUCAUAGAUACAGUAUUAAAGUUAUGGCUUUGUUAGAAACCAGAUUGAGUGGUGUUAUGGCGGAUAGAGCUAUUCGGCGUCUUGGUUUUUCUGGUCACUUUCAUCGUGAUGCUGUUGGUUUUUCUGGCGGUAUUUGGGUGCUUUGGAACACUGAUGAAGUUUCAGUGGAUGUUCUUUUUCUCAUCACCAACUUGUUCAUACUAAAAUUUGUUGGGUAA
This is a messenger RNA of Gastrolobium bilobum, 1731 nucleotides long. RefSeq lists its product as uncharacterized. The coding region runs from base 1 to 1731 and encodes 576 amino acids. Lineage: Eukaryota; Viridiplantae; Streptophyta; Magnoliopsida; Fabales; Fabaceae. Gene Ontology annotation, molecular function: zinc ion binding; nucleic acid binding. The transcript has 3 exons. The record is from RefSeq and is a predicted model, not a curated record.